CUUCCCCCGCCUUCGGCCAGGCCUCGGGCGGCGGCGCGGGGCGGAGCAGCCCCGGCCCCGGCCCCGGCGGCGGCCAGGGCGGGCCGGCGGGGGAGCGAGGCGCUCGGGGAGGGCCCGGCCGGCGGGGCUGGCUCCUGCCCGGCGGGCGCGGAGGCCGCGGGAUCGGCGAGGCGGGAAGGCGCUCGGCCGGCGGCGGGAUGGCCUUGGUGCCCUACGAGGAGGGAGCUGGCUGGGGAGCGCGGCAGCUGCACAGCCCGUCGGCCACUUACCGCUUCGCCAGCCACACCAUCCGCCUCAGGCAGGACUGGCGGCGGCUGGGGGUGGCGGCGGUGGUCUGGGAUGCGGCUGUUGUCUUGUGUGCUUAUCUGGAGACGGGAGGCAUUGAUCUCAGGGAUCGGUCUGUGAUCGAGCUGGGAGCUGGAACUGGAUUGCUGGGAAUAGUGGCCACGUUAUUAGACAGGGCGGCAGCACUGGAGUUCCUGGAGUCAAAUGUACAGGCUAACUUACCUUCUGAACUACGUCCGAGAGCUGUGGUGAAGGAACUGACGUGGGGAAAAGACCUGGGUAACUUCCCUCCAGGAGCAUUUGACUUCAUCCUGGGUGCAGACAUCGUGUAUCUGGAAGAAACUUUUGCAGAACUGCUUCAGACACUGGAGCACCUGUGCUCAGAGCAAACUGUGAUUCUUCUUUCCUGUCGUAUCCGCUAUGAACGGGAUCACAAAUUCUUGAAGAUGCUGAGGGGCCAUUUCUCUGUAUAUGAGGUCCACUAUGAUUCCAGUAAGGAUGUUCAUAUCUACAAAGCACAGAGAGGUAGUCGCAAGGAUGACUUUUGACUCUGUGCUUUGUUAGUAAAUUACUGAUGCUGUUCAAUCCUCACCUUGUUUCUACUCAAUACACUUGUUCCUAAGCGUAUAA
Harpia harpyja (harpy eagle) is the source of this 915-nucleotide messenger RNA. It is a transcript of the gene METTL21A, whose product is annotated as methyltransferase 21A, HSPA lysine. The record is from RefSeq and is a predicted model, not a curated record. Bases 198 to 833 code for a protein of 211 amino acids. NCBI's taxonomy places the organism in Eukaryota, Metazoa, Chordata, Aves, Accipitriformes, Accipitridae. Gene Ontology annotation, molecular function: protein-lysine N-methyltransferase activity. Gene Ontology annotation, biological process: peptidyl-lysine methylation. The transcript is spliced from 3 exons. Gene Ontology annotation, cellular component: cytosol; cytoplasm.